Pollicipes pollicipes is the source of this 2572-nucleotide messenger RNA. Its product is annotated as ras-related protein Rab-24. The record is from RefSeq and is a predicted model, not a curated record. NCBI's taxonomy places the organism in Eukaryota, Metazoa, Arthropoda, Thecostraca, Pollicipedomorpha, Pollicipedidae. Bases 140 to 760 code for a protein of 206 amino acids. Gene Ontology annotation, molecular function: GTP binding; GTPase activity. The transcript has 5 exons.
GGUACUCCAUGAGAGGGGAGGGUGUGGGGCGCUGGACCGAGGAGUUCAUAAUUUUCAGUCUUGGGCUUUAACUGAGUUGUUAGCACAACAGCCGCGUUACUAUUUUUGUUGCAUUCCUGUGAACUGAGCUUUGAUUGUAAUGGCGGCGGCAUGCCCAACGAUAAAAGUUGUCAUGGUGGGCAAGGCAUUUGCGGGGAAGACAUGUUUGUGCACGAGGUAUCUGCACAAAAGUUUUCCGACUUCAAACUCUAAUACUGUGGGCGCGGCAUAUGGUGCUGAAUAUCGGUUCCACAAAAAUGACAAGGUGAAAUUUGAGAUCUGGGACACAGCUGGUUCAGAAAGGUACGAGAGCUGGCUGCCACUGUACAUGCGUGAGUCGACGGCGGCCGUCGUCUGCUACGAUCUCACCAACGCCGCCCACUGGGAGAAGGCCAAGAAAUACGUCGAUGAGAUCAAACUGCGCGUCGAGGGAUGUCGGAUAUACUUGGUGGGGACGAAGCUGGACAUAAUUCAGAAGCAGGGCCGGGCCGCGCGUCAGGUGGACUACCACGACGCCGUCGACUACGCCGACUCCGUGCGCGCCACCUGCGUGCUCGAGACGUCGUCACUGACGGGCUACAACGUCGUGGAGGUGUUCGACCGUAUCUUCAACGACUGCGCGGCGGACGCGAUCCGACGGUUCGGCGAGGCGCGCGCCGGCGGCGGCCGCCAGUCACUGCGGCUCGGCACCGGCGGACAGCAGAAGAAGUGCUGCCUCUGACCUCUGCCGCCGCCGGUGACCGGCGCGCCAGCGGCGGCCGACCACGCCACCGCCACCGGCGCGCCGGCACGCUUCAGUCGGUGCACGCAUUCUUUGUCCAUAUUCUCGAGUGUUGAUGUGAUAUAUAGGGUCUUUCGGAUUUUGUCCGUGGCCAGGCUCAGCGUCGAGGGAAGGGUUGCCGUGUUGUACCUGGUUUAGGGUCAGGAUUUCGCUGUGCGCGGCGUGUAGAUAGGUCAGCUCCAAAGACAGGGCCAGUUCGCUGUAGGUUUAGCUCAGGUGUCCGUGCUUUGUGCGUGUGCGACUGAUAGUGCGGUACCGGGUCCCAGCGGCCAGGCAAGCGGGGACAUUGUGAUCUUUUGCUUCCAGGUCGGCAUGAACCAUGCGCCGUGUGUCGGGAUGUAUGAUCCGGUGAGACGUGCCUUGCGAAUUUAAGAAUGUGGUCAUUCCAUGAGCUUCACUUUUUGUGUUGUAGACUAAAGACUUCAUUUGGCUGUCCUCUUUUCUUCCACAUUUUUCUCGAAAGGGUCUUGUCUCAUAAGCGUGUGUUUUUACAAGGGCAUAGCAAGCCACACAUCAGGUGUCACUAGCUCAAAAUUGCAAACCAGGUGCCCUUUGGCUGGUGGGACUCAAGUAACUUAUUGGUGGUGUAUGCUCUGCUGCCAUCUUUGUGAACUGGCGUGCGUAUACCAGUAUGACAUAGCGUCUGUCGGCUUUCUGGAGGCUUUUUCCAGCGAUAAUGCGCCUCACCACGGGCAGUCAUGCUUCUAAGCACGACUGGUUGCCGGCACAGGCCAGUGCCAGGGCCUCGCUAGUCCGUGCGCGAGGGCCCGCUCGUCCGCGCCGUGGCUGUGCGUGCACACGUGUCGUGACGCCCGCCUGGGGACCGCCGCAGGGCUGGUCACCCUCACCCACGAGAGACACAGGUCUCGGUCAUGUUGGGUAGCUGUUGGAGGCGCCUGGGCAGCUGCGGGCUCCCGCGCGUGCCUUGGACUUCCUGGAGCGUUGUGACGUGGGGCAGGCCUGCGCAUGAAAUGGUGGUAGCGGCGGUCUGGUUUUCGUAUGUCUGGUUUGUCAUGUGUGGGUGCCGCGCGGAUACAAAAUACCCGUGUUGGGGCAUUUUAGAGCUCGAUGCGUGGUUUUAGUUCGAAAUCAAAUUUGUUCAAAAUGGCAAAAAUAGACUCACAGUCGUGCCUGCCGUGCGAUACCAGUCUGCGCAUUGAUGUAAGAUAUAAUGCGUAUUGCUAGCGAACAUACUGCCUGUUGAUAGCCGACAUCCUGUGUAUUGGUGUAGGCAUGCAAUCGCGCUCCAGGGUGUCACUCAUUCACAUCCAAGCGAUAGAGUAUUGAGAUUCAGUGCUGAGUUCAGACUCGGUAUUGAAUGCGCAUGUAUGCAUUGGUGCGACGACGUUCCGCAUUUCUGUUUACAUGGAAACAGCUCCGAAACCUGAUAGCAUCGCGCGACAUAUCUGGGUGAAAUACCUGCCACGGCGGGGUGUCAGGCCUACAAUGCCUUUCGGCAGCCAAGACGAUCAUGCGUAGCAGUGCCAGCCAAUCGCACGCAAGCUUUCCAGCCAGCCAUAUCCUUGCCAAGCGCAGUGCGGAUGCAAAUUAGACAGGUGCGCCGCUUGGGACGCUCUGUCGUAAUGUCAUCAUAGAACAGCGCGUAUUAUGUAGGAAGCACCGGGCGCCGCGCCCGCGCGAAUGCAGCUCCUGGGAGCGGACACGGCGUCCGCCUGUCUUGUUAUUGUGUUUGAAGUGUCGGUAACAUGCUUCGUAUAUCAUGUAUCGGGAAAAUAUAUUUUUUGGAUCAUU